UGUUUUGAGGCGGGGCUUGAGCUGACGCUUUAUAUAUUCAUGCCUUUGCUCACCAGAGGCACAUUAUCUUACAAAACUUAUUGAAGAUAACAUUCAGCGAAAGCCAUAUUCAGCGAAGCAUUUAAACAACCAGACAGGUGAUGGAGCUGAUGAUAAGACUGCUGGGCGGAGAGGUGAAGCGUCUGGAAGUGAGCGGUGAAGCCACAGUUGGCGAACUGAAGAAACUCAUCUCUCAGAUCUUCGGAGAGCCUUCUUACAAACAGAAGCUGUCUGCCGAUAACGGUUCGCGUAUCAGCCUUGAGGAUGAGUCUCGAACCCUCAGCAGUUACGGUCUGCACUCUGGAUCAGUGGUCAGUCUGCUCAUCACCAACCCCGGACCUUUCCAAGUGUUCGUCAGGAAUGAGAAGGGCCAGACCGGGACGUAUGAAGUGGAUAUCAAUGAGACCGUAGAUCAGCUCCAGGCUAAGAUCUACCGCAAAGAGAGAGUCCCCGUGGACCAGCAGAGACUGAUUUUCAACGGAAGACAGCUGGAGUCCGGCAGAAAGUUGCAGGAAUACGACAUCAGCUCAGGAAGCAGCAUUCACAUGACUCUCCGUCUGCGAGGAGGAUGAUCGGGUGAAUGUGUGCAAAAAGGACUAAAAAGUGUUCUCUUUAGAUUUGUUAAUGAUGUAGCUACGAUAGGCCUGUUAU
Molecule: messenger RNA, 690 nt
Organism: Carassius carassius (crucian carp)
Lineage: Eukaryota; Metazoa; Chordata; Actinopteri; Cypriniformes; Cyprinidae
Exons: 2
Coding region: 141-611 (156 amino acids)
Biological process (GO): protein ubiquitination; modification-dependent protein catabolic process
Cellular component (GO): nucleus; cytoplasm
Molecular function (GO): ubiquitin protein ligase binding; protein tag activity
Source: RefSeq, a predicted model, not a curated record